Molecule: messenger RNA, 13735 nt
Organism: Motacilla alba alba
Lineage: Eukaryota; Metazoa; Chordata; Aves; Passeriformes; Motacillidae
Gene: C6H10orf71
Product: chromosome 6 C10orf71 homolog
Exons: 3
Coding region: 3806-8401 (1531 amino acids)
Biological process (GO): positive regulation of calcineurin-NFAT signaling cascade
Cellular component (GO): Z disc
Source: RefSeq, a predicted model, not a curated record
CACGAUUUGGUGGCAUAACAGUGGGAUGUUGGUUCUAACCCCUUUCCUUUGCAUGUUGGUCUGAAUACCUCAUGGGGCUGAGGUUUGGCUCUUCAAUGAAUUUCACUUUACUGUGGUUACAGUUGCACAUGUAUCUUCUGGAUAGUGUUGGCUGAGGAAGUAGAUGUAUUCAGUCACCAAUUCUGUUCUCAGUUAUUCUACUGACGUCUGUCAAAUGACUCUAGAUUUAUACCAGUGUAACUGAGAACAGAAGCUGGCCCAAAGUCAAGAACAGUCUCUCCUCUUCUCUGGCCCAGAACAAGCUGUUCAAGUCAUAAUUGCCAGGCCAAACCCUCAAGGGGAAUGGACCCAGAUUCUGGUUCGGUUCAGACACAUGGUUUCUUUGCCUUGCUUUCUAGUGCAGUGAUCAAAGACCUGAUGCUGGAAUAGCUGAGGUCACCUUGUUCUAUGCUAGUUAUUUCUGCCAGUGUUUGGGAUUUUCACCCUAAGCUGGAAAGAUCCACUUCAUCUUCCAUCUGCUGUGGUGGGCGUUUGUAUUUCAGUAAAGUGGUUUCCCUUUCCCCAAGCAAUAGAAUUCACUUUGGUUUCCCUUUAUGACUACAAAGAAUUGGUAAAAGUGAUCUUGUUGGAUGAGGGAAACAGAGGCUUGUGCUAAUAGAUUUAAUUUUAUGUCCACCUCAAUUUAGAAAUUGCCUUUCUUGACAGUUCAGGGAAAUGCGGUUUGAGUGCUACUGCCUCUCUCGGAGGCAGCUCCCCUGCUUGUUGAGGGUGUUGUGGUCCUCCCCCGGGUCCAUAUGUUAACUCCCUGACACCUUUUUGUUUGUUUUCCCAAAUGCACAAUGAAUCCAUCAGUGCAGUGAUCACUGACCAGCAGCAGCACGCUCUGUACUCAUUCAUGUGCUGAUCACUGCUGCCAUGAAGGAUUUUCCGGCAAUAUCCAAGGGACCUCACUGAGCCGGCCCCACUCGGGCUAGGGAGGAGCUGCCAUCGGCUGGGAGCGCUGUCUCAGCUUGAUGACACAAAGCUGAAGAGACCUUUUUCCAUUCAGAGCUCUCAUCUGAUCAUGAAGUCCUGUGUGUGCCAUAAACAAAUAUGAACCUAUGCAAAAAAGUCAUCAAUUCAUUAGGGAUUCUCCUAUUUCCCAUGGUAAGGAGCAUUAACUAUUCAUUGUCAUUAUGAGCCCCUGGAAAGUUAAAGCAGCAUGUGUAGAAGUAGAGCAUGCUGCUGAAUAAAUGUCAGCCAGCAGUCACCACAGGGCUCUGAGUUUUGAGCUGGAGCCGUGGAUGGAUGCCACAGAGAGAGCGCCACAUGUCGAAACCAGCUCACAAAGAUUAAAAAAUAAAUCUUUCCUCCUCUUCUCAUUCUCAUGGGUAAUGCCGUGCUGCUGACUUCAGACUGCUAUGCAACUCCCAGAGGGUGCUGCCAAAAUGCCACUGUGAUGUCUCAUAGCAUAACCCUUCAGCCAAAUGCCAGCCCAGGGGGGUGGGGGAACCAACUGGCCCUUUACAUAUUGCAGCAGCAGUGAUGUCAUACGCUCCAGCCAAGUUUGCUGGUUUACCCAGCCCCUGUCUAGUGAAAAAAAAAGGCUGACAUUCAGUCUGUGCCAGACCAGGAAUAGUAUCUGUAAUUUAACCUCCUCAUCACAACUUGCUAGGCACUUCAGAGAGACACUGAAAAAAGCCUCCUAUUUAAAAGAGAGGGGAGGUUGGUUUCUAGAUUUAACUGCUUGAAAUCUGUGUUCAUGCAAACUUUUUCAGCAGCUCGUAUCAGAUGAUGCCUAUCACUAGCACCUCACACAUUUCUCAGGAUUUCCCAGCAGUUUCAGAUGCUCAGCAAUGCCUUCCUUUUUCUUUAACAUAGACUAAAUUCAGACAUCCUUAAAUGUUUGAACUAGCUGAAUCCUGACCUAAGCUCAAAUACCGCACCUUGCUUGUUAGUGGCCAUAUUGUCCAAAAAGGGAAAGAAAUGGGACUUUACCAGGUUAUUAAACCAGUCAGGAAGAGCUUCUUUGCCUAAGAAGUUGUUAUCAUAUUUCUACAAGGAGCAGCUACAUCAGUACAGUGCUGCUGUUUCCAUCCUGUCCCAGUAAUGGUCUGCACCUUGAAUACUUGGUGCAGAUACAGCUUUUCCAGCUUGAAACAUUACACUUUACAAGCACUCCUAUUAUGUCCAGGCAAGACAAGGAUUGUCACAAGGGUUUCAGAGGCAGUGGCAGUCACUAUUCUUUCCUUCAUCAGUGGCGCCGAGUUGUUUUUGUAACUGUGACUACUCCAUCUAGGAAAAUAAUUGCUGAGAUUACAUCAUGAUCUCCAUGCUUAUAGUUACUCUACUCACUUUUCAGCUAAAGUUCUCAGUUUACAAGGGACAAUAUAUUUCUCCAGACCUCUGUCCAUGAGAUCUGAAAGCCAAGAUUCCUCCUAGUUCAGGCUCCACCACCACUAAGUACUGAUAAACAUUGUGCUACUGGAAUGUAGUCAGCAGCCCUGUUAAUGAGUGAGACAGAACUUAAUCACCAUCUCCCAUGUCUGUGUUGGCUUCGCACAGUUAAGAGUACCACAGAAGCAGUAAAAUUGUAAUUUAACCUCUGAGCAAAGAGAGAACUGACUGUACAUCUCUGGAGUGAGGAUACCCUUUUACAUCUGGCUGUAACCAGAUGUAGCACUGCUUGUUGUUUGCUUGCUUUUCCUUUAGUUUAACUCUUUUCUAACCCACACAUCUUGGACAACAAAAAGCUGUGAUUGGUACAGGCUUAUCACUAAACACACAACUGCCAUUCCUCAGGUGAGGUGCAGGACAGAAUCGCAGUGGGUGAUUGCCACUUUUGCCAGUAGGUUUUGAAUAUCACGAGCUGACUCAAAAGUUUCCUUUGAGAAGACUGUGCUAUCUGCAUUACCUCAGGGCCAGACAGUUCUCCUUGUAGGAAAUUGAUAUAUUCUUGCAAAGAUUAGGCAAAUUGGCCUGAACCUUGGGGGUUUCCACAGCAGAAGAAGGGCAGCCAUUCAUGUUCACCAUGGCUGAACUUUCCUUUAGCAUCUCCAGUCUCUGGUUCAUGCAUGGAAGUAAAAAGAUGUUUUGUUUACUGCCCCUUACCAUGCCAGCUGUCCACCUUUCAUCUCCUUUACCACGGGACAGUGAAAACCAAGGACUUUGAAACCUCAGCUGCUUUAGUUCCAAGUUGACCAGAUUGACAUCUGUAUUUGUUGACAGUAGAAAUCCAUAUACAGGUGGAGUGGAGGCGUAUAUUUUCCUCUCAGUCCCUCUGAAAGGGUGGCACAGCAGGGAAGAAUUCUUCUUUUUAGCCUGGAGUCAUCACCCAGACUUUGCAGAGGGCAGAAUGCCAGGAAAUCAUUGCUCACUCAGCUGCCAGUCCCUGCUGGGGCUACCAGAGAGUGCUGGAGAAUGUGACAGUUGUUUGCUAGGAGCCUGACUGCACUCCACAAGCUAUCAAACCCAACAGAGUUCACUUAGGAUCAAAAAAAUGCUGAAAGCCAGAGACAUCCUGAGACACUACUUCUGUGGAAUCUACAUCACUGGACUAUUUCUACCUCCUCACUAAAUAUGGUCAGAAAAGAAGCCAAAUACAAGUAUGAGAGUGAGUUCUAAAAACAAGAAGCAAAAUUAUAAGGCAGAGAAGAAAGUUUCCUUCAGUUAUUCUGUAAGAUGAGUCAGCGUGCAGCAGCACCAGCUGGAAGAAUGGCUUUGUGCUUGUGAAUUGCAAACAGCUGGAUCUGCCUCACAAAGUCACCUGCCUAUUCAACAUCUGAAAUUAAUCCUUUGGAUACUUCACCCAUGACUCUCAUGAACAAUGCAGGGAAAUAAGAAACAUACAGAAGGACACAGUGAUUCCUCAAGUAUUGGGAGUCUCCUGGAUGACACAGACAGAGAAGUGAGCAGCCUCACAGAUCGGGCUUUCAAAAGUUUGUGUGUAGCAGAACUCGAAGACCCUUACAAUGAACCAGAACUUUCAAUUUCACCCGACUUUGCUCUCCAGUUGUCUGCUAAAAUUCACUCAGGGACAUUAAACCAUGACAUCAAGAAAAGCAAUGUCUGUGACAAGCUAACAGCAAGAAACAAUGAACAUACAAUAUGGGCUUCUACAUUCCAGCAGUUACCUAAGUGUGCUUCGGAGGAGAAGAGGAUUGCUAAAAACAACGCCUUUGCCAUGGAAAGGAAAUUGAGCUUGCCAGUCCCUGGUCCAAGGAACAAUAAGCAUGUUUCAAAAGUGUCCUCAUUGAUUAAGACAUUUGAUAAGACUGCAGACCAAGGGUCAGGAAGUUCUCUGAUAACAAAUAAGCAGCCCAUUAAGAAUAGCUUUCAAAAAUACAAAAUAAAUCAGGGCAAUGAUACUGCUUCCUGGGAUGAUACAGACAUUUUAAGCAUCCACAAGGAACUUUCUGAAUUUUCUGAGGCUAGUCAAGGUAGCCACUGCCUCAGCGGCAAACACGAGCCACAGAGAAGACCUAAUAAAAUAGACCUGAGUUAUGGGGACUCUGAUGGUUAUUAUCCUGUGCUGAUUGAGAUGUCAAAAGUAGCCAAGUCAAAUUUUUCCCAUUCUUCUAAGAAGGCUUUAAAAAACAGAAACUUGAAAGUUAGUGAGCCAGCAAAAAAAGGUAGUUUUCUUCACAGUGAGAAUAGUGCUUUUGAAUCAUGGAAUGUUCAUCAUAAAAAAAUGACAGAAAAGGAGGAAUUUGUUGACAUAAAAAUGGAAAAGGAAGAAUCACUUGUUAAAGGAUCGCACACAGAUGAACAUAAAUUGUCACCUGCCAUGACCACUGUCACUAAGAAGAAAGAUUUUCAGAUGAAACCAACUCUACAAGAAGCUUCUUUCUCUCUCCGAGUUGUACCUCAGGGUCCCCUCCCUUUAGAAACCAAAUUUCCUGUUGUUUUCCCUCCCACACCUCCACCUAGGAACCACGUACACCAGGGUCCCACUCGGCCACCCCCCGCCCCACCAGCUCUUCCUCUCCCACCCCCCUCCCGGCCCGCCCAUCCCUCAACACCCCCUAGCCCUGAAGCCCCUCCUGUGCCACCACCCCCAGUGCCCGCUCGACUUUCCCCCACUGCCUUGUCCCAAGCCUCUGUGUCACCCCAGUCUGUGUCCUAUAGGAUGGUUUCACCCUCACUCAGAUUUGAGACACCCAGUCCACCUCCACCGAAACCCCAGGCCACCUUUACUGAGGAGGAAUCCCACAGCCCCCAGCUGGGCAAUGCCUGCCCACCCUGGAGGAGACAGAGGGCUACAGAAAGGGCAGCAGGGAAGAAACAGGCGGCAAAGGAGAAGGUCACAGACAGCCACAGGACCUCAUUGUCUGAAAAGGUGGCUGCUGCUGACCCUGGUCUGCAUGUGACUCCUCUGGCUAAACAGGCAAACUCCCCCGGAUCCAUCAGUCCCUCUUUCAACAUCAGCGAACUCCUAACACCUGUCAUACCACCGAAACAGGAGGUGGACACUGUUGAAAGGGAGCUGAUCCCACUGACACCUCCUCCCACAGAGAGCACGGCCUCAAGAGACCAUGAGGAGAGCACCUUAGACGAUUACAGGUCUUGGGAUAGUUGCAGGUUGACAGCAUCCAGUCUGUUAUUUAACUUAAAGGAUGUGCGCAAACGUGUAAAAAGCAUUUAUACCCCUUCUCCCCUGUUAAGGGCCUUGGAAGAGAAAAAUAAAACCAGGGAAAAUAUGCAGGAGAGUACAAAAAUGGAUGCCUCAUUCUCAACUUCGCAUGACAAAAGUGAGAAAAAUAUUACAGAGAAAGAUGAAUUGAGUGAUAUAGCCUAUGUAUUGUCUAGCAGUGUUCAUGAAAACGACAAUAAAACCAAUUUAACUGGACACUUCACAGGCAAUUAUCUGACUUUGAGUUCACCCCAGACAACAGAUGACCUUCCAUUUUACGAAACUGGAGACAGCAUGAAGCAAGACAAUUCAAAACACCAAGAUCUGGUCAAAAACACAGGGGAUAAUGAAAAUUUCCCCUCAUUCAGACAUGAAUCAAAUGAACUUGACUUAGGAAAACAUCAGCAGUAUACUGCACAGAGACCAUUCAAUAGAGACAAUGCAGAUACAAAAGCUGGGCAGCCCAUGCAAAAUCACAAUGUGCAGGGUGAGGAAAAUGAAAGACAAGCUGCUAUUCAGAAUGAAAAUUUUGCCUUCAAAACACUCCUAAACCAACUCACACCAGAAGAAGAUGAGCCUUACAGUGGCACCCAAACCAACAUUGUGGUACCUGGCCAUGAAGCACGAGGCAAAAGAAGCACUAGUUCCUCAGAGCAAUCCUUCGUCUCCACAGUGGAGCAGCCACUUCAGGAAGAGACAUUUCUGCCAGUGCCCCUGAUGGAGCAGACGUGCCUCCAAGAAAGCCAGAGGACUGACAGUGAAACGGGUUCAGGAAGUAAGAAAAGGCACAAGGAGAGAGGGAAAGAGGUUGGGGAAGAUGAACUGCAAUAUUGUGCUUGUAUCAGCCCUGGUACUGAUGCAGCAGAGAAGAGGGAGGGAAGUGUUACUGGAAAUGAACAGAGGAGCUUGAUGAAAGAGAAACUAGGGAGAGAGAAAAGGGAAGAGGCCAACAGCACAAAUUCUGUGUCUGACAGUAUAAGAGACACGUCCAUCUCCAGGUCUGAGGAACCACAAACACCAUCAUCUUCAAGCUCAACCAAACCCAGUCUGUUUAUGAUUAAAGAUAACACAUUCAGGUCGCCUCAGGUAAUAAGGGCUGUCAAGCUGCCCCUACUCCGGUCAUUUUCCCUGGAUGAUUCAGUGAGCAGCAGUUAUAAGGAAAUGGAACGUAAGUUUAUGUCCCCAGCAGUUUACAACAAGCAGCACCGAAACAUGUUGCACGCCCAGGAGGUUGGCUGGUGGGCAUCAAGACACAGAGGGCAGCAGAACGUGAGAGAUGGAGCAACUGACAGAGAAAAAGAAGCCAGUGAGUCUGGAUCUACUUCAGUAACAGUGGAUCCCAGCCUUCUGGAAAAUACAGAGAGCUUUCCAUUUGGAAAACUGACAGAAGAAGAUGAAAAGACUUGUGUGUUGUUAAAUAAAUUUGGGAAAAUGGAUGAGGAAAGUGUCUGUAGAAGUAAAAAGAAGCCUACAAAGGCAAGACACAGCUUAGCACAGCCAAUUAUAUGUCUGGAAAAUGACCAAGCACAAAACAACCCCAGCUAUCCUGCAGAAACAAAGACAAAUUACUUUAAGAAUCAUCAUUUAUCUAACCGCAAAGGGGGCUCUUGUGCAAAAAAAAUAAUCACAAGGCAGACAAUUUCCCCUGUGACUGGCUCCAUAUUAGAGGACCACACAUGUUCUUCUGUAUCCAAUGACACUUUAGAGGAUAUCCUGCACACAGAAGGUGCACCUUUGUUAGACAAUCUUUCACGCCCUGCUGUUAGAAGCCCCAGGUCAGGAAACACAAUGCACUCUCUUGCUGCCAGUUCAUCGUCAGAUAAACCAACUAUUUCUGGCCUUAGAGAGACAGAGGAUGUUACAAAUCCUGCCUUGUUGAACAUGGCAUUAGAGAGGCAAGUGUAUAUGCCUGCAGAAGAGAUAAUCGAUUCGGCACAGAGGAAUCUACUUUUGGAUGUUGCAGGGGAAGAUGGGAGACUGGAGCCCAGGGGACUUGGUGGGAGACCAGCAGGCAAGCCACCCACUGUGCCACCAAAAACAGAAAAGGCUCUGCGUCGGGCUAAAAAGCUGGCAAACAAGAGGAAAAAGGUGCAAGAGCAGCAGAAAAAUCAUCAGACUGAGCAUGCAGGUGCUGUGGGGAGAAAGCCUACUCAUUCUGGAGAGACAACAGUAUCUGCUUCACCCUCAGUAUAUUCUCCCCUUCAUCCUCCCCUCCACUCAACUUUUACUCCCACAGAAAACGCUCCUGGGAAAUCUAGACUUGCACCAGCAGCAAGCUCUUCACCCUCUUCCACCCAGCGGAAACUCCUCCAGGACCCUGACUCCGGUCAGUACUAUGUAGUCGAUUUACCAGCCGAAGUUAAUGUAAAGACAUUUUAUGACCCAGAAACAGGUAAAUAUGUUCAAGUCUCAGUCCCUUCCUUGGAACAGAACUUACACCAGUCCACCUCUUCAGAAAUGAGGAAUUGUCCCUAUGCCUCCUACCCUAGAGUGCUGCCUUUACCAGCCUCAUCAGUGGCUGUGCUGAAAUCACCUUCUCAGCUCUCUGAACCCGCCUGGUCAGUGUCUGCUGCACCAGAACCAGCUGAACUAUCUGAAGAUGGCCAGCAGGACUACAGAUACACUGAGUCUGUGGAUACUCAGCCCGAAACUGAACCAGCCUCCUACUCCUACCAUCAAGAUGCUGGAGAAACUCAAGUUUACUUAGGAAAGGAUGUGAGCCCAACCCAAAAUACUAGCAUUGUCACCCUCACCAAUAUAGAUGAUUUUGCUGCUGAAGGAGUAUCUUGAAAACUGAAGAAACAAAACAUGCCAGCUAGUGUUUUUAAGAACUGUUUGGACAGACACAUGCACACAAAUGCACAUGCAGAUUUGAUAUUUGUACAACACUUUGUCUGAGUCUCAUUGUGGUUUGAGUGAGAAAGGAAAAGAAAGCUGUUCAUGUUGAAAGAUGCAAAGUAAUGACCACUCUGAAGAAAGGAGAAAUUGAGUAAGAACCAAAUUAUCAGUGAGAUGAAGGGGCAAUGCCAGCUAGACAAAUACAUGUGACAAUGUAAAGCCACUGCUUGCUGCUGCUGCUGCUUUGUCAUUAAGAAGGCUGGGAUAGCCAAAGCAAGUGUCCUGUUGCCCAGAUGUGUUGCAUGAUACAUGACACUAAAUAAAACCUAUGAGACCAUCCUAUGCAUCCUAUGAGACCUAGAACUGACGCUGCAUCUACUGAACUUUCCUCACUCACUGCCUUUGAACUAUAUUGACAGGUAGAAAGUAUGUGGCUACAAACAUGCCAUAUAUGCAAGAUCCAUUUUUUGCACACUUUGAUUGCCCUGAUGUCAUUGACAAGAAGAUUGUAUACCGGAUGCAUGAUACAGCAGCCAUGUAAAGAAAAAACGCUUUUAAACAACCAGAAUACAGUUGCAGCUGCUCCAGACUUCCCAUAUACUUUUGCAGUGCCCACUAAUAUGCUGCUGAAUUCUUUAUAUUUCUUGAUAACAUCCAAAUAGGUUUCCCCAGAGUCAGGGUUUAUUUAUAAUGCAACUUAAAACUUCAGGUUAUCUUGAUACUUGGCCUGAAAUAUUUUGGUGAGGAGCAAGGUAGAAUGAAAUCCCACAACAGUAUUUAAUUGUUCAUUAGGACAAGAAGUUCUUAGCUAUUGUAAUUGAAAUGUGUUUUGUUUUGUUUUCAGGCUCCCACUGAAACAUGGCAUUAACUUUUAAAACCUGAAAAAUGUACCUAAGUUUGAUCUUGUGAAUUCUGUGAUUUAAUACAAACAAACAAACAACAUAUACAGAACAUCCAAAGUAUUAAUUUCUAGAAAAGUGCUUCUUUGAAUUAUCACUUUUCUUUGAAAAUCUGUAUGAAAAUAUCACUAAUCCUUGCAUAAGCUCUUUUUUAUCAUCAUAAUUAAUGAGGAAACCAAGGUGAAAAAAUGGGAAAAAUUGAAUGUAUUGUGCCUGCUUGUAAAUAUCUGUAUUUGGAGUAUUGGCUUAAUUUUUUCUGUGUCUUUUUCAUACUGUUUUCCCCAGUUAUCACUGAAGUGCAGAAGCUCUAAGGAAGAAUUAUACCAGUGACUUUCAGCCUGAUUCACAUCUUAGGCAAUUUUUACAGGAUUUUUUUCAGUGAAGCAGCUCUUGACUUCCUGAAAAGAAAGGGAUGAAUCAGGCUUUUUGUUAAUGAAUACAGUGUGGAGACAGGACACAGGUACUGCUCCACUCUCCCAGUGUUAAUAUUUAUCACAGAGUUUUCCUUCAGAAAUUUUCCCAGGACUGAAGCCUCUCUUGGGACACAGACCCACUACGUGGUUUUUCUCCUUCCUUAACCUGAAUUCAGCUCUCAGUCUUCCUCCAUCCCUGACAAGAGCCAUGUGUUCACAACCUGUCCUGGUCCCCCCAGACAGUUCCUUUCUUCAGUGCCACUUACUGAGACAUUUCUCUUAGGCAAACACAUCACUUCAUUGAUUACAGUGGGGAUUUAGCCUUUAAUGAUUUUCUAUGGUUGAUUUCACCUAUUACACAUUUUGUGAUUUGGUAGGUUUGAUUGCAGCAGAGGUGUGGGUUGGAAAUGAAGAAGCUUGUACUGGUAUGUUUGAGUUUUAGGCAUAUUCAGCCAAAUGCCCACAUUUGAAUAAACAUUUAUUGUUCAGUUUUCUCCCCCAGAAAAUUUUCAUCACCUGACUGAAUAAAGCUCUGAACAACCUGGGGUGUCCUCAGAGCUGACCCUCCUUGACCAGGAGGUUCACCCAGAGAUCUCCUGAGAUCUUCUGCAGCCUGAAUUAUCCUGUGAUCCUGUUCUGAAAACAUUAAAAUUUAAAUUAACUUUGACUUGGAACUCAGGAAAUGCCCUUUCUCCCCUGAGAAAGGGCUCAUUUUGAAAGAAAGGUUUUUAAGAAACCCUGAAAAUUGAGAGUGUUUCAAGAAUAAGAAUUAAUUCUCAAGUUGUUAAAUUAAGGGAAGUGGCUCUCACUAUAAAUAUUUUUUUUAGUCACCAAUAUUUCAUAAACUGAUGGUGCUAUUCAUGUUGCACUACUCUGUUGCUGUCACUCUAUACAGCAUAAUGUCUAUCCAGUAUAGAGCAGCAUCUCAUCCACAUGUUAAAAUAUAGAUAAAUAGAUCCAUUAGAGUUUUCCAUGGUGCAUUUAGACAAAACCUAUGAAAUCUUAAAGCCUACCAGAGUGCACAAGCCUUUUUUUUUUUUUUUGUAUGUGUGUGUGUGUAUGGUAUUACAAAUUUUAAUGCCCUUAAUGGCCACAAGUCAAGAAGCAGGCUCUCAGAGGACAGGAUAAAAGCUUCCUUUCCAAGGGAAGACUAUGGAUAUGAAGUAUCUGUGCAUAGAUUAAAAAAUGAAUGGUAAUUUGAUGAGAAAAAUUUAUACAUGUAUUUAAAAAGGUCCCUUUUACUUCUUUAACUACCAUUUAUUUUGUAGACAUGCACACUUCUGAACCCUUUUGUCAAGACUCUCCUAAAACUCUUAUUGUGGAGAAUGGGAUGCUCCAUUAUAGUGCUUCCAGGUAUGUGAGGAAGGCAGGGUGUAUUUUUCUCUCUGCUGUUAAGGUGAACUGAACCAUGGGCAUUUAAAGAGGAGCCAGUCCUAACUUGGAUACCAAAUACAUGUCAACUAGGACUUCUUCAUUUCCAUCAGCCCUUUCUGCUAGCUUCAGGGAGCUGCAUUCACAGUGGACUGUGUCUCUGAACAGCUCCCAGAGGGGGUUUUGACCUAGAGAAUUUGUAGCUAAAUUGUUGUAGCAAGGUGAGGGUGUUCUCCAAGGUAACAAGUGACAGCACCUGAGGAAAUUACCUGAGAGGUAAUUUCCAGGAAGGUUUAGAUGAGACACUAGGAAACAUUUCUUCACUGUAAGGGUGCUCAGUCACUGGAAUAAGCUGCCCAGGGAAGCAGUGGAAUCACCAUCCUUGGAGAUGUUCAAAAGAUGUGGUGAACACUUGAUGCUAAGUUAACUGUUGGUCACAAGGAUUUUAGAGGUCUUUUCCAACCUUAAUGAUUCUAUGAUUCUGUGAAAUUAAACAAACGGGGGAGUUUUGAGAGUAAGGAAGUGGGUUUUGUCUUGUAUCCAAAGCUUUCCGCACUUUGCCACAGGGCAUGAGUGAUAUUAGAAAAGUAUUGCUCUAGGUCCCAGCCUGGUGUUGAGCAGGAACCCAUCAGCAAACCUGUCCCUGGCCUAGCCCAUGCUGCUGGCCAACUUCUUGCUAGGCUGUGGGAGUGUGUGUGAACAAACACACCCAUGCAUCCACGUCGACAACCCUAUAUAUAAAUGUAAUAUACCUGUAAAACUGCCAUUUGCAUAUCAGAAAGCAGUAAUGCCUGUGAUGGUGAGCACAAAAUGUUUGUGUGUUAAAGGAAGACAAAUGACACUUUUUCAAACAACAAAUACUUUUUGUUCCUUGCCCUGUUGUGUUCGUGUUUGCUGGGGGGAUGUUUUCCAUUGCUGCUGCGGGAAACAGGGCUGAAGAGGUCAGUACUAGGCAGAGUGAGAGCUGUAAAUUGACCCUUUUUUGGGGGGAGGGGUGCUAUGGGAAACGUGCAAUAGUCCUGAAAGCAGUUGUAGGAAAGCAGUAUUUCGUGACAGUGACAUUAAGUUGUAGGUGAAAGAGGUGUUGAGGCAAACCAAACCAAAUUCUGCCUUGCCAGCAGACUGUGGUUAGGGCUAAAGAACACAGCAGGUUCUUGGUAUGCACGGAAGCACAGCAGGCUGAAGGGAACAGGGCCAUUGCUUUCACUGUUUUCUUCUCCUGCACGUGGCCUUUGUGCAUGUUGCAUUUCUUGGUGCCCUGAGGCUCCUUUACAGUGGUGAUUCUUCCUUGGCAGGUGUGACUGAGGCCAAACCUGACUUAGUCUUUGGUUCUAGGGCCAGAACUGCCUCCCUCUGAAUCUCCUCUCCUUGUGGAGUGACUGCAAUGCCAACAGUCCAGCUGUCACACGGCAGACUGGGACUGCCAUCCCACAGCCAUGGCUCUGUCCCAGGGGCUUGAAUUUCCUCAUGGGAAAUGCUGGAUUUGUUUUAGAGAGUUUAGUUUAAUUGAAAUGGCCUACAUGGAUUUUUGUCAAGUCCUCCUUGGGAGUUCAGUGCCUUCCUAAGUCAUCUGUCCAAGAAGAUAUUUGUUCCAUCAAUGCAACUGUAUUUGCAAAUAAGUAAUUAUUUAUUAAUUAAUAAACAAAAUAAAUGGGACUUGUUUUAUAAUACUGGAAUGACUUUUAGCCAGCUUUUUCAUUGUAAUUAUGUGUCAUUGUAAUUCUAUCUCCAGUUAUGCUGGCAGAGAAAAUUGAGAACAAGGAAAUGUGUGUGUGUGUGUGUGUGUGUGUGUGGUAUACAAUUAAAAGAUUUAGGAGAUGACUGCAUGCAGAGCUUCAUCCCUCUUCCUCCCCUUCCUAAAGAGAGGGAGCAGGACACUGAGCAGAAGCACCUUUGGCCCACGACUCCUGCGAUCAUUCCCACCCUCUCUGUUAUGCAAGGGCAGUGGUCUGUCUGGCCAGAGGACCAUGGAGAUAUGGUGCCAGCACCCAGUUCAAAAGCACUGGGAGAUGAUCACCUUCUUGCCAGCACCCAGAGGACAUCAGGGCUUUUGUACUCCCUGUGUCCCAUCCACUUGGGGGAAGUUACCACGUGUGUAACUUGCUUUUUUUCACAUUUCUCCUUAUUUUCUCCUAUAUGUUGUGUUAUGAAACACAGUGGAGACUCUUCUCAGAGUGAUUUUGUCUUAGUCCUUGUCCAGACUGGCAAUUUUAUUUAGAAUUGCUCUGCUUUGAUCCCUGAGUAGCCAAGAAGUCCUUGCUGACAGUGGAAGUGCUACUGCAAUAUGAAUAUAACAGACCAUAAAGAGAAUAGUUGGCUGGUUAUGUUUUUACCAGAAAUACAUUGACAGGUUUGCACAUCUGUAUUUGGGGGAUAUGCUGUUUCAUUUCUGUGUAAAUAAAAACUCUAAGUUUGAUCCCUUCUCUCCCUGAAAAACAGCAUCAGAAGCUGGUGAUAUUGCACAUGAUGGGUUACAUGGGCUCUAGUGAAUACAUAUAAAUGUGUAAUUUGGAGCAACUGGUGUACAUCAGUCAUUUUUAUUAAAGAAACUCUGCUUCAAAGCCUUAUAGAAGAUAAAGAACAUGGAACACUUGAGUAAAUUU